CGUGAGUGGACCGACCAAUGAGCGCGCCCGCGCCGCCAGCUGAGGCGUCGUUUCCCCGCCGCCGCACGACGCCGUCCGUGUUGAUGCACAACUGAUUCUUUGAAAUAACUGUACGUUGCUGUUUGUAACCAUGAAAGCCGUGCAGGAUCAGGUGGUGGAAGAGGACAUUGGUUUCCAGGAUGAAGAGGAAUCCUUCUUCCAGGACAUUGAUCUCUUACAGAAACAUGGCAUUAAUGUUGCUGACAUUAAGAAAAUGAAAACAGUUGGAAUCUGUACAGUGAAAGGAGUUCAGAUGACAACACGAAGGGCGUUGUGCAACAUUAAAGGUCUUUCUGAAGCUAAGGUUGAUAAAAUCAAGGAAGCAGCCAACAAACUCAUUGAGCCAGGGUUUCUCACUGCAUUUGAGUACAGUGAGAAGAGGAAAACAGUGUUUCACAUUACUACUGGCAGCCAAGAAUUAGAUAAAUUGCUGGGUGGAGGAAUUGAAAGCAUGGCAAUUACAGAGGCGUUUGGUGAAUUUAGAACUGGAAAGACACAGCUGUCACACACUUUCUGUGUGACUGCUCAGCUUCCUGGACCCAAUGGAUACUGUGGAGGAAAGGUGAUUUUCAUUGAUACAGAGAAUACCUUCCGCCCAGAUAGACUACGUGGGAUUGCUGAACGGUUUAAUGUGGAUGCAGAUGCAGUGUUGGAUAAUGUGCUGUAUGCACGUGCCUAUACAAGUGAACACCAGAUGGAAUUACUGGAUUACGUAGCAGCCAAAUUCCACGAAGAGGGUGGAAUUUUCAAACUCUUGAUCAUAGAUUCAAUCAUGGCACUUUUUCGAGUUGAUUUCAGUGGCCGUGGUGAGCUUGCAGAGCGCCAGCAGAAGCUGGCUCAGAUGCUUUCCCGCCUGCAGAAAAUCUCUGAGGAAUACAAUGUGGCCAUAUUUGUUUCCAAUCAGAUGACUGCGGAUCCCGGAGCAACCAUGAGCUUCCAAGCAGAUCCAAAGAAACCAAUUGGUGGUCACAUUCUGGCUCAUGCAUCUACAACGAGGAUUAGUCUACGGAAAGGACGGGGUGAACUACGUAUUGCGAAAAUCUAUGAUAGCCCAGACUUACCAGAGAAUGAAGCCACUUUUGCCAUUACUGCUGGAGGAAUUAGUGAUGCAAAGGAGUGAGACUUCCAGAACAGGGAUGAGCAUGAUAUUUUGAGUUUCCUGAGUACUAAUUUGUUUAACUAUUAAAGUAUAGAAAUUUAAAAGAUUACAAAUUAAUUCAGAUUUACAUUUAAAAACUGUGAAAAAUUAUUUUUUGUGGCAUAACGUUUGUUUUGAUAUCUAACCUCUAUUUUGUCUAGGCAUGUUCAAAAUUAGGCACUCCCGAAUUCUUGUAAGUAAAUCACAUUGAGAGACUAUAACGAUAUUACAAAAUAAAUAGUAGAACUCUUUCACAUACAAACCUGAGUUUGAUUGGGUUAUAGAAUGGCAUUUAAUUAUACCAGAACAUGCCAUAGAAUAAAUCCAUGUGUCUCUUAUGAUUUAGUAUUAUGUAUUUGCAGUUUAGACAGUGGUCUGCAAUGCAACAACAGAAGUAUAACUUAACGACAUUCUUAAAAAAGCUAUUUCCAUUCACUGCAGAUGUAGAGGCACAUAUUAAAUGUUUAUUUGAUUAUAUAUGUAUAACCUAUUAUUACAGUAAUUCACGCGUCCCCUUUGCCACAUCCUUUGUAGCACUGCACAUAACACACCUGGAAAAUCUUCAGUCUGUAUAAUAGAUGCAUACAGAUAAGCAGAGCCCACACAGUUGAAUCUUGUAUUACCUGUCAAAUAUUUGAUAUACACUCUGUUUUGAAAUAAAUUAUUCAGUAUGCCAAGGCAAUGAGAAACAUAGUUGUAAAUGCUAUAAUGUAAUUAUAUCUCAAUAUUUAGCUGAGAGAGAAUUAAACAUUAAGAUCACAGAGGGCUGAAUAUCAUUUUAAAAUCAAUUCCUGAACAAGGACUGCCAGCCAAAGUCAUCCAGGAAAUGUCUCCAAAGGGUUUUGGCAGAAGGCAAAGCUGGAACACAGCUUAAACUAAUCCAAAACUGCCAAGGAAGCUAACAGUUUUUAAAUGUUUAUGUCUUUUUUAUUAGAACCAUAUUAAAUAAUUACAAGCCAUUAUAAACAUUAGUUAAAUGAUUUGUGUUUUAUGGCAACUUGCAUUUCCAUUCCCUAUUUAAGUUAUCUCUAUUCAUUAUAGCAGCAUCUGCCACUCAGUAGGCUCUGGACUUAUUGACAGUGUUUAUAGAUCUGGGAAUUACUUCAGAUAAUAGUUGGAAACUGGAAAAAUUCCAUCAGAAUUUUUGACCACACCCAAGAAGAUUUUGGUUUUAUUUUGCAUUAUAAUGUAGCGUAAUUCACUUAUGGACUGUUAUUCAGUAGACCAAUUCACUACCCCCGAUCCAGGCUCUGAAUUCUUUUUCAGCCUGGACACAGGAUGCCACAACAAAAUUUGUGUAUUUGCAUGUGAGGGGUUAGCUUCCUGUUGAUUCUGUAUUUGCUAUGCUAUUAUUCCUGAUAUGAAAUGGCUUUCUCUUGUCACUAUACCAGCGUUGACACUGUAAUAGCUGGAAUGUUAAAGUUCCAUUUGAGUGAAUGAAGGACAACAGCAGAGUCCUUAGUUUUGUUUUCUUGUUAGAUUAUUUCAAAAGCAGAACUAGAAAUCAAAACUGCUAAUUGGCAUUAUCAAAAUGUUGAAUUGUUAUAUUUGUUAUUCUUAAUGGUCAGGAGCUUUCCUCAUCUGUAAAUCUUUGAAGAGGAAAUAGAACUUUGAAUAACUUAUUAAUAUUUAAAGAUUCACAACAUGAUGCACAUCUUUUUUUCAACUCUCUGGCAUGUUUCUUAUAACCAUUAUAAGACACAAUUUUCAAUGGUUGUUGAAAACUUCUAAAUUUUACCAUGUCAUAUCUACUGUUAUUUCAGCCUGUGCUGUCCCUCACAUAUUAAACUUAUUUCUGGCCUCUUUCCAAACUGAAAUGAAUAAAAAGAUUUACAACAGG
Hypanus sabinus (Atlantic stingray) is the source of this 3017-nucleotide messenger RNA. RefSeq names its product DNA meiotic recombinase 1 (gene dmc1). Gene Ontology annotation, biological process: reciprocal meiotic recombination; DNA strand invasion; DNA repair. NCBI's taxonomy places the organism in Eukaryota, Metazoa, Chordata, Chondrichthyes, Myliobatiformes, Dasyatidae. Gene Ontology annotation, cellular component: nucleus; condensed nuclear chromosome. The record is from RefSeq and is a predicted model, not a curated record. The transcript has 14 exons. Bases 131 to 1159 code for a protein of 342 amino acids. Gene Ontology annotation, molecular function: double-stranded DNA binding; single-stranded DNA binding; ATP binding.